GCUGCGGUUGUCAAGGACUCAGAGGUGGUGCGAUCCGGGCUGGGUGGCCUCUCCUCCCGCGGAUGCCCGGUUUUGGGAUUUCCAGAAGAAGAGAUCAAGGGGGAAUUAUCAAGAAUAGAUUCUUUUUCUGAAUAGUUAAGCUUAAAUGGCCACAGCCUUGGCCCUUCAGACUCCAGAGAUGCAAGAGGGACUUAUGGCAGUGAAAGUAAAAGAGGAAGAGGGGGACCAUGCCUGUGGGCAAGAAGCUGGCCUAUCAAGAGAUAAUAACCCUCAUACCAGAGAGAUCUUUCGUAGACGCUUCAGGCAUUUCUGCUAUCAGGAGACACCUGGGCCACGAGAGGCUCUUCGAAGACUCCAGGAGCUCUGCCGGCAGUGGCUGAGACCAGAGGUGAACACCAAGGAGCAGAUCCUGGAGCUGCUGGUGCUGGAGCAGUUCCUGACCAUCCUGCCCGAGGAGCUCCAGGCCUGGGUGAGAGAGCACUGCCCAGGGAGUGGAGAGGAGGCCGUAACUGUGCUGGAGAAUUUGGAGAGAGAGCUGGAUGAGCCAGGAGAGCAGGUCCUAGCCCAUGAUCAUGAACAGGAAGAGCUUGUGAAGGAGAAAUCAACUCCAGGAGCAGCCCAGGAGUUGUCAAGUGGCCAGCUCCAAACCUCAGAAGAGCAGCGUCGGUAUAACUUCCAAGAGGUGUGCCCGGUUCAGGAGAUUGAUGAUGAGGCUGGAACUUGGAAUGUGGAGUUAGCCCCAAAGAUGGAGCUUUCUAAAGAAAUUAAAUCUCUUGUGGAAGUACCUGGAAAACUGAAUGGUGACAUCAUUCAGAUGCCUGAAUGUGGAGAGACCUGUGACCAUGAGGGCAGACUGGAAAGGCAACGGGUAAGCUCUUCAGUGGAGAGACCCUAUAUCUGUGGUGAAUGUGGAAAAAGCUUCACCCAGAAUUCCAUCCUUAUUGAGCACCAGAGAACACACACAGGUGAGAAGCCCUAUGAGUGUGAUGAGUGUGGGCGGGCCUUCAGCCAGCGUUCAGGCCUGUUCCAGCACCAGAGACUCCACACCGGGGAAAAGCGCUACCAAUGCAACGUUUGUGCUAAAGCCUUCAGCCAGAACGCUGGGCUGUUCCAUCACCUCAGGAUCCACACUGGGGAGAAACCUUACCAGUGCCAGCAGUGCAGUAAGAGCUUUAGUCGACGUUCUGUCCUCAUUAAGCAUCAGAGGAUUCACACUGGAGAAAGAUCUUAUGAAUGUGAAGAAUGUGGCAAGAACUUCAUUUACCACUGCAACCUCAUCCAGCAUCGGAAAGUCCACCCUGUGGCUGAAUCCAGCUAGCUCCUUGAAACAGGCAGGGCAGAAUUUCCUGACAUUAGACCACUAGGCAAAGUGACAAGGGUACUGGUUCUUACUUUGUCCCUGGAAGAACAAAAAUAGUUUAACCCUCUGCAGGAAGCUCCAAGGAAAGCCAGUGAACAUGUCCUUAUUUUUAUGCUGAGAAAAGCAUAAUAAUAUCUCAAAUAUAUCUGUCAGUUUCUCUGUGGUCAGUGACAUGCAUGACUUUGCAAUACUGAAUAUUAUUAUGUUGAUUUCAUCAACAUAGUCUCACACACACUGAUGCAAAAAGUUUUCUAGGUGUACUUCAGGAAAACUUCAUCUUAGUUUAUAAAAACUUUUAAAAAAAAGUUUUAGAAAAUUAUAUGCAGCCUGAAUACUAAAUAGUGUCAAAGGUAGUUCACUGAGUAAAAAUUGAUUUGAAAAUAACUGUAGUAGACUCUGUAGUGUAAACUACUUGACUAUUUUCCAUUCUCAUAAGAUAUGAUAAUUUGCUUUUUAGCCUACAAAGGGGGCAGAUGAAUCCUCCCAUAAAUGUAUGAAAGGCUUGUGCUUACAGAGUUUUAGUAACUCAGCCUCAUGAAUUUUGUGCAAAGAUCAAGAAACUUAACUAAAACUCUGAUAUCUUGGGGCCAGCCCCAUGGCAUAGUGGUUAAGUCUGGCACACUCUGCUUCAGCAGCCCAAGUUGGCAGGUUUGGACCCCGGGCAU
Molecule: messenger RNA, 2025 nt
Organism: Equus quagga
Lineage: Eukaryota; Metazoa; Chordata; Mammalia; Perissodactyla; Equidae
Gene: ZSCAN23
Product: zinc finger and SCAN domain containing 23
Exons: 4
Coding region: 146-1318 (390 amino acids)
Biological process (GO): regulation of transcription by RNA polymerase II
Molecular function (GO): RNA polymerase II cis-regulatory region sequence-specific DNA binding; DNA-binding transcription factor activity, RNA polymerase II-specific
Source: RefSeq, a predicted model, not a curated record